CGCUGCAGUCACCUCUGAGCAAACAUAUGUAUAUAUAUAUACAUAUAUAUAUGUAUAUAUAUAUAUAUAGUUCAACUAAAACACAAAUAUAAGAAGAUAUUUGGGGUUUUAUGUGCAGCGUCGGGGCUUCUGGGGACUUGUGUUUACUUUGACGGUACAAUUGUGUGAAAAUCUCGGUGGCUUGGGCUGUUUUGUGGCGGACUUGUUGACAACAUAAUGUGGGGGAUCCAGCGGACGCGCAAUGGAGACUGCAACGGCUCUGACGCCAGCGAAGAGCCAGAGAUUGUUGUGAACAUCGGCGGGGUGAAACAGGUGUUGUAUGGGGACGUGUUGAAUCGCUACCCGGACACUCGGCUGGCAGAACUGGUCUCCUGUUCACUCAAGUCUUCCGAAGAAAUAUCCUCACUAUGUGACGACUACGACCCUGACACAGGAGAAUUUUACUUUGACAGAGACCCCGACGCGUUUAAGUGUAUAAUUGAGCUGUAUUGUUAUGGAGAGAUUCACAUGAAACGAGGCAUCUGUCCAAUUUGUUUCAUGAAGGAGAUGGAGUUCUGGAAGAUCGACUCUGAUUUUCUGGACGACUGUUGCAAAUGCCACCUGAAUGAGGUGGAGGAUGAACUCGCAGAGAUCGCAGAGAAAGUGAAAACCAUCCUGGUGGACCGAGAGGGAGAUCCGUCUGCAGCAGGCUGGCAGCGCUUCCAGAUGUGCCUCUGGAGGCUGAUGGAGAAGCCGGAGUCCUCGCUGCCUGCGCGCACAAUCGCGAUAGUUUCUUUCAUCUUUAUCCUCCUCUCCUCCGUGGUGAUGUGUGUCGGGACCCUCCCCGACCUGCAGGUGGAGGACUCGGAGGGUAACCUCACGGAGAACCCAACUCUGGAGGUCAUUGAGACGGUGUGCAUCGGCUGGUUUACUAUUGAAUACAUCCUGCGUUUGAUCUCCUCCCCAAAUAAAAUAAAAUUUGUCCUGGCUUUCAUGAACAUCAUCGACUUCAUGGCGAUCAUGCCCUUCUUCGUGGUGCUGAUUCUGACCUCAUUCGGCACAGGAGUAAUGGAGCUGGUUAACGUGCAGCAGGCGGUGCAGGCUUUACGCAUAAUGCGCAUUGCGCGCAUUUUCAAGCUGGCUCGCCAUUCCGCUGGACUCCAGACCCUCACAUCUGCCCUGAAGAGCAGCUUCAAAGAACUUGGACUGCUCCUCAUGUAUAUGGGCGUGGGGGUCUUCAUUUUCUCCGCAUUGGGCUACACCAUGGAGCAGAGCCACCCGGAAACCUUGUUCACCAGCAUCCCACAGUCGUUCUGGUGGGCUGUGAUCACCAUGACCACGGUGGGCUAUGGAGACGUCUACCCCAAGACCACUUUAGGUCGGUGUAACGCGGCCAUCAGCUUUCUGUGCGGGGUGAUCGCUAUAGCGCUGCCUAUACAUCCCAUCAUCAACAAUUUCGUCUUGUUCUACAACAAGCAACAGGUGCUGGAGACUGCUGCCAAACAUGAGAUUGAACUGAUGGAACUGCGCUCCGGUGACGGGGAGCUGGAGGCUGCGCCCGGCGCCCACAAACAUGUUUGCGGCGCAGGGGUCUGGGACAACGCCAUGCGCUCUUGUCACAGCGACACCUACAUCCCCUUACUGAAGGAUCCCAGAGGAGGGGCCGGGAUCCAGACCCCCAGCAUGGACACAAGCUUUGAAAGCACAGCCGAGGCCACUGAAUAUUUAAUCUCAUGAACACCGAAGACUCAUCUGAAAAGACUCUGCAGAAAAACAACAACAAAACAACAAAGUAAUCAUUAAUUGCUGACUUCUUUAAACUUAAACCCGCACUUCAGGGUUAAUUAUACCACGAUGACAUGGGGACAUUAUUGUAAAUAGUCCUGAGAAAUAGUAGGACCGCAGUAGGAUGCUCUCGGAGGACCGUAAAUGCAUUUGAGGAAUCGCGCCCAUUAAUUAAAAGAACAUGUGUGUGAGAUAUUGACUUGAUGAGCUUUGCCUUUGCGCAGUGACUCCCUGUUGGGCGGAGGGCUUCUGUUUGAACAACCAGUAGGCUUCUUAUAUAACAACCCCCAUCCCCAACCCUCACACUCAUACUGCACUGUAGCUUAUAUUUAUCUGUACAGAUAUACAUACAAUAGAUCCCGAUGAAUGUUUAUGCAAAAAAUAAGAAAUAUUGGCAGCUCCUCCAGGAGAAAAGAUGUGAAAUAUAGUCAUCCCAUGAAAGGUUUAUGAAGGGCGUACAGGCAUGACAACAAAAUAAAAAGGGAAAGACUUGGUAUUUACCAGUGAUGGAGACUUUUAAUGCUAUAUACAUUACAAUACGGUCACUAAAAAGACACAUAAAAAGUACACCAGAGACUAUGAUGGGUAUGGCAGGGAUUAUAAAAGCAUAUCAAGGCAGUUUUUUUUUGUUUCUGCUGGUGAUCUUCUGUAACUGACACUAUGGAUGUGAAGCAAUACAUCAGAUAUAAAACCCAUCUACUGCGCAGAAGUGAUGAAAGGUGUGAAUGUGUCUGUGGGCUGCAGCUCCAGAUAGGACCAUGUAAUCAACACUGCAAACUCAGAAGCUUCCUGCUGCAGGUCUUGUCCUAUGAUGGGUUUAAAUUUUGCAGCAGCCAUCGCCACUCUGCUCGUUUCUUGAGGUCCAGUGGAAUAACUUGAAAUUAUGGGUGAGGGGAAGGAGAAACAGGCUGGUGGUUAAACGGAAAUAAUCCCAAUGGUUAAAUUAUUAAACUUCAAAAUCCGCUUUUCAAAGUGUAGGCUAUAGCUAAUCUGAAAGUCUGAGUGGAAAAGAAAGAUUUCUGAUGAAAAUAUAAAUAAAAGUCUCAAUAAUGGGGACAUUUUUUCAUUAAUUCGUCAAAACAAUAAAUGCAUUAGCAGAGCAGCAGGUCAUCAACAAGAAAAGAUGGUGUCAGAGUAUCAAUAGGAAGUGUCUGCCUGUGAAAUGUGUCUUAGUGCAUUACUGCUCUUAUUUUGAUGAAACUUGAAAGGACGACAUUUUCACACUGUGUCCAUGUUUAAAAACUGCACUCUGAAUUGGUUUAAUGGGCACUAUAUUUAAAGGUUAAAGUUUCACAGUUUGAAAUGUCUCUACUCCUACACCAUUAGUCUGAGUGACAUGAAACUUGCUGCACAAAUAGAACAAUCCUUACAUGAGUUGUCAACAGCAGGGGAGCUAUUAUUAAAAUUGGAAAUAAAUGUCUGAGAUGUCAGUGGUUUAAUCUUUUUGCAACCUGGAGGGAUGAUUGAUGUCAAGGUUGUGUCCUGUGCCUAAUCUUAUUUUGUGAAAUCUUAUGAAAUAAGUUUAAUAUCUUGCCUUGUGCACGUGAUUUUCCAACCAAAAUGGGGCAUAUGAAGAUGAACAAGAUGAGGGCAUUGAUAGCAGCAGGUAGCCUGAAAGUGGAGUGAUGCAGAAGAAGAGGGUUUGGGUCAUUGAAGGGGGAAUAUAUGUUCUCUCAACUCUGGAAUGUAGUCUACAUAUUCUAUAACCAAAGUCUAACUUAAGAUUGUCUUUUCCCCUCACCAUAGCCAAACCACACAGCAGUGGUUCCCAAACUUUCUUUUUAUAUCUGGUUUACCUCCACAGCCCAAAUACACUCAACUACAGCAGCACCAUCAUGUACCAAAUAUGUUCAUUUCGAUUGAUUUUAAACCGGAUGUUGUUUAACACUAUUAAUUUUUAUAAUAGUGGAUAUUGUUAUAAUAAUAUUUUUAGUUUCUGUUUGGAUUAGUGAUACUACCACUUGGACUGGCAGUAUCACUAAUCCAUUUAUCCAUUACUUUUUUAUUACUGUUUGGGAAUAACUGCUGUAGAGUAAAAGCUGCCUAGCCUUAACUGUAACCUGCAUGCAACCCUCAGAAAAAUUAAUUUUCAGAACUAUUUUUGAAAAGAUUGAAAUGGCAAGUUGAAGGACAUGAAAAUACAAAUGGUAUGUUGAUUUUGGUUUUUAAAAAACAACUUCACUGUUUGGCAUGAUUGGGGACCUCAAAGUAAAAAAAGUCAACUUUGAAGUACUGUGAUUACUACACACCAGUCAAAUUUAAAAAAUGUUCUCUCGACAAUAUUCAGAGCGUUUCUAUAGCAUCAAACAACUCUUUGUAAUGUAAAGAUUGCAGUGGAGUAAUAAGCAGAUAAUGCAGUCGCUUUCUUGCUGUGUGUGCUGUAAUCCAAGCUUCUCUGUGCUUUGUUUACGUAGUCGGGCCGGGCCGGGCGUGCAUGUUAGUGCAUGUGAGCGAGUUCCACUGGCUAGCUCAUGGUCGCCACUCUACACUGCAAUCAUCCUGACAGAUGGCGUUGUGGCGGAAGCUUUUCCCCCA
This is a messenger RNA of Anarrhichthys ocellatus (wolf-eel), 4299 nucleotides long. RefSeq names its product potassium voltage-gated channel subfamily F member 1-like. Bases 217 to 1716 code for a protein of 499 amino acids. Gene Ontology annotation, molecular function: voltage-gated potassium channel activity. The record is from RefSeq and is a predicted model, not a curated record. The transcript has a single exon. Gene Ontology annotation, biological process: protein homooligomerization; action potential; potassium ion transmembrane transport. Lineage: Eukaryota; Metazoa; Chordata; Actinopteri; Perciformes; Anarhichadidae. Gene Ontology annotation, cellular component: membrane; voltage-gated potassium channel complex.